AUGGAAAACAAUGAAUCGUCAGUAGCCAGAGUCGCGGUGAAAAUUCCCGAGUUCAUUUCGUCGGAUCCUGAACUUUGGUUCGCCAUGGUCGAGGGAAGUUUUGCCAGCGCAGGUAUCAAGAUCGACAGUACGAAAUUUGGGUAUGUUGUCGGCGCAUUACCACCCAAAUAUGCGGUUGAAGUGAAAGAUAUCAUAAUGGCACCACCAUCGGAAAACAGGUACGUAAAAAUUAAACAAGAAUUGGUCAAACGUCUCAGCGCAUCCCAAGAAGAAAAAACUCGCCAACUAUUGGAACGGGUCGAAAUGGGUGAUAGAAAACCAUCGCAAUUUUUACGCCAUCUUCAAAGCCUAGCUGACACCUCCAUUCCUGAAACACUGUUAAAAACGCUGUGGAUGGGCCGACUACCGAAAAGUAUUCAGGUAGCGCUGGCGAUCGUCAAGGACUGCAAACUCGAGGACCUCGCAGCACACGCAGAUAAUAUUGCAGACGCGUCUGGUCCUAUGCUACCUCAGAUCGCGGAAUCAACUGUGAGUAAUACUCUGGAAGCUACGUUAAAUCUUAAGCUUUCACAGCUAGCGCUAGGGAUUAAUCAGGAAAUCACGGCGCUGAGAAAAGAAAUCGCUGAGAUCAACACCCGUCCUGCACGUGGGCGAAGCCCCGAUCCUAGUGCCCAUCGUUCAAGAUCUCGAUCACGAAGUCUCGGAAAACUAGAAAGGCAAUCACUGAUGGCGGCCAGUGAGCCAAUGCCAUUUCCACGCCGCCUAUUUCUAACCGAUCGUGUCUCACGAAUACAAUUUCUUAUUGACACUGGAGCCGAUUUAUGUGUAUACCCACGCAGUGUGGUUCAAGGUCAACGAGAUAAAUCGGACUACUCCCUAUCAGCAGCCAACGGGACGACCAUUGCUACGUACGGAACUAUUACACUUGCUCUUGAUUUCGGACUUCGUCGAGUUUUCACUUGGAGAUUUGUGGUCGCGGAUGUAUCCAAGCCUAUCAUUGGUGUGGAUUUUUUAAACCAUUAUAAUCUUCUGGUAGAUAUACGUAAUCAACGUCUCUUGGACGGUCUCACGCAACUCACUGUACAGGGUCAAGCUGCGAAAUGCGACAUACAAUCCAUCAAAACAGUUGUCGGAACAACAAGGUACCAUGACUUAUUACAGGAGUAUCCUGAGAUAACCCGACCUGUUGGAGUAAUCAAGGACAUCAAACACAACACCAAACAUUACAUCCAGACGACACCAGGAUCUCCCGUCGCGUGUAAACCAAGGCGUCUAGCCCCUGACAAACUCAAGGGAGCCAAAAAGGAGUUUGAGACUAUGCUAAAUUUGGGUAUAGCUCGACCUUCUAAAAGCCCUUGGUCUUCACCACUCCACCUGGUUUCAAAGAACACUACGGACGCAUGGCGACUCUGUGGAGAUUAUCGUGCACUUAAUACUCGAACUAUCCCAGACCGCUACCCAGUUCGUCACAUCCAGGAUUUCACACACUUCCUUCACGGAAAAAACAUUUUCUCAACAAUCGAUCUGGUAAGAGCCUAUAAUCAAAUUCCUGUAGCAGAGGAAGAUAUCAAUAAAACGGCCAUAAUAACACCAUUUGGACUUUUCGAGUUUCCUUUUAUGUCUUUCGGACUCAGAAACGCAGCUCAGACGUUCCAACGUUUUAUUGACGAAGUACUCCGUGGACUUGAGUUUUGUUUCAGUUAUAUCGAUGAUAUACUGGUAGCUUCUACUUCUGAAGAAGAACAUAUCAAGCACUUACAGAUCAUUUUCAAUCGGUUACGUGAAUACUCUUUAGUAAUCAACCCUUCCAAGUGCAUUUUCGGACAAAAAGAAGUCAAAUUCCUAGGUUACCUUAUUUCCACAGAUGGCACACGUCCUUUACCUGACAGAAUCGACGACAUCUUGAAAUACAAGAAACCGACAUCAGCAAAAGGGUUACGACAGUUCCUGGGUAUGAUAAACUUCUAUCGACGUUUUAUACCCGGAGCUUCAGAAGCACAAGCACCAUUGAACGUCUUACUGGUUCCCAAUCUCAAAGGCAAAACUCCUAUCAACUGGACACCUGAAGCUACUGCUGCUUUCGAAAAUUGUAAAGAGAAACUUGCCUCAGCCACGUUACUUGCUCAUCCUCGCGACAAUGCACCAUUGGCCAUUGUAAGUGAUGCUUCUGACACCGCAGUGGGCGCGACUCUCCAACAAUUCGUCAACACGGGAUGGCAGCCUCUCGCAUUCUUUUCAAAAAAACUUUCAGUAACUGAAUCUAAAUACGGAGCCUACGAUCGUGAACUCCUUGCUAUCUAUCUUGCUGUCAAACAUUUUCGACACAUGGUAGAAACUCGCAAUUUUACCAUUUUCACUGACCACAAACCCAUCACUUUCGCCUUUCAGCAGAAACUUGAAAAGUGCUCACCACGCCAAUUUCGUCACCUAGAUUAUAUCUCACAGUUUACUACAGACAUAAGAUAUGUGCCAGGUAAACAGAACAUCGUGGCCGACGCUCUCUCUCGAGUGGAAGUUCUUUCGGAUACACUGGAUUAUACUGCCCUGGCUAAAUCUCAACAAGAAGACGACGAAUUAAAAACGUAUUUACGGAGUGACACUGGACUACAGCUUAAGCAAAUUCAAAUGCCCGGCAUGGAUGUUCCUGUGUUUUGCGACACCAUGACACCAACCGCCCGACCUUUCAUUACAAAAUCUUUUCGACGUGCUGCUUUUAAUACUGUCCAUCGUCUUUCACAUCCAGACCUCAUCAUUAUGCCAUAUUCAGAAGGAUUCCGCUACUGCCUUACGUGUAUCGAUAGAUUUACUCGAUGGCCGGAAGUGAUACCUUUGGAGAACCAAGAAGCAGAGACUGUCGCCCGAGCAUUUUAUACACAUUGGAUUUCAAGAUUUGGUACACCUCUUAUUAUAACGACUGAUCAAGGGAGACAAUUCGAAUCAAACCUUUUCAAGUAUCUAGGAUAUUUGACUGGUACAAAUCACCUUAGGACUACGGCCUACCACCCUUCAGCAAACGGUAUGGUAGAACGAAGCCAUCGACAGCUUAAGGCCGCUAUCAAAUGUCACCAGAACAAACGGUGGACUGAAAUACUCCCAACAGUCUUAUUAGGCAUACGAGCAGCUUGGCGCGAGGAUCUGAAGUCCACAUCCGCAGAACUUGUAUUCGGAGAACCACUUCGUCUACCUGGUGAAUUUCUCUCAACAAGAUCAGAUGACGCUAAGUUUGAGAACGCAGCAGAGUUCAUCAAGGAUCUUCGACACCAGAUUCGCCAGAUACAACCGGUAAAUGGAACCUGCCACGGAGAAAAGAAAAAUUUCAUAUUUAAGGACCUCGCCACCUCCAAACAAGUGUUUAUUCGUCAUGAUGGACCGAAAAACUGUCUACAAAUGCCGUACGACGGCCCAUACCCAGUUGUAAGUCGCAAUCGGAAAACCUUCUGCAUUGACGUGAAAGGGAAAAAGAUAACAGUGACUAUUGAUAGACUGAAACCAGCCUACAUAAUUGCUGAUGACAUACACGAGGAGGUUAGCUCCAGAAACAUGAAACAUGCCACACCCGAAUCUAUCGCAAAUAAGGAACCAAAAACAGAAGAACCGACACCAGAAACAAAAGACAGGAAAACGCGUUCCGGUAGAAGAGUCCAUUUCCCCGAACGUCUUCAAAUAAGUUCCUGCUGA
This is a messenger RNA of Aphis gossypii (cotton aphid), 3678 nucleotides long. RefSeq lists its product as uncharacterized. The coding region runs from base 1 to 3678 and encodes 1225 amino acids. The record is from RefSeq and is a predicted model, not a curated record. Gene Ontology annotation, molecular function: nucleic acid binding; aspartic-type endopeptidase activity. The transcript has 3 exons. Gene Ontology annotation, biological process: DNA integration; proteolysis. Lineage: Eukaryota; Metazoa; Arthropoda; Insecta; Hemiptera; Aphididae.